Molecule: messenger RNA, 588 nt
Organism: Arachis duranensis
Lineage: Eukaryota; Viridiplantae; Streptophyta; Magnoliopsida; Fabales; Fabaceae
Product: putative protein FAR1-RELATED SEQUENCE 10
Exons: 1
Coding region: 1-588 (195 amino acids)
Source: RefSeq, a predicted model, not a curated record
AUGUGCGACGGAGCAGACCACGGUGUUGGAUCGUUUGAGGGCGAAGGCUUUGCAGGGAUGGAGUCAGACGAGUAUGACUUUCAGGAAGAUGAAACAAAACACGACAAUCAUGCAGAGGCUGAUGUCGACAAUGGGGAUUCGGUUGAAUUGGAAGACAAUUUGGACGGCGUUGGAGGAAUGUCUGACAAUUAUGCGGAUGAUGACUUGUAUGCUUUUGAUUCCGGCGAAUCGAUAGGUUGGAUUGAUUUUUUUAUCUCGAGCGAGGAGGAGGUUCUCCGCUUUAAUUUUUUAGAUGUUGACAUUGCAUUUGAGUUCUACCAGCAAUAUGCAAAGCACCAUGGCUCCAGUGCGAGACGUUCCAGAAGCGAAAAACGUGGCAAAGUAAAGAUACAGCAAGAGUUCGUGUGCCACCGACAAGGGUACCGAUCCCCAAAGUUCUACUCAAUGCCUAACCAGCAAAAGAAGCCGAGGGCCGAGACACGGUGUGGAUGCCCUGCAAGGAUGCUACUUCGCAUGGACGAUGAAUCAGGACGUUGGCACGUUGCCUACUUUUCAGACGCGCAUAACCACCACGUUCUUGAGUUGUGA